This is a messenger RNA of Astyanax mexicanus (Mexican tetra), 2211 nucleotides long. RefSeq lists its product as uncharacterized. The record is from RefSeq and is a predicted model, not a curated record. Lineage: Eukaryota; Metazoa; Chordata; Actinopteri; Characiformes; Acestrorhamphidae. Gene Ontology annotation, biological process: proteolysis. Gene Ontology annotation, molecular function: cysteine-type peptidase activity. Bases 1 to 2130 code for a protein of 709 amino acids. The transcript has 15 exons.
AUGUUGAAAGGUCUGUCUCAGAAGGACCGUGCUGCCUCAUCAAGGGGUUGGAUGAAUGUAGAUGAAGAUGCCAUAUUGCAGGCACUGGAUUCAAAAGCACCCAGAAAAGAGAACCUGAUCAAAGCAUGCAAUGCUCUUGGGGUGUCUGAUAUUGGUAGUCGGACAGACUUAAUCAGUCGGUUGGAAGAGCUACUACUGUACAAGGACCUCUAUCCUAAAAUGUUUGUAAAGCUCCAGAAAACUGGUGGUGGAGUGCUACACAUGACCUGUAUACACUCUGUAGUGUAUUACCAGUCAGCAUUGUGGUGGCAGGAGUCAGCCCGCGAUCAUGGAGAUGCUCUUUUGAGUUUUAAACAUCCCCCCACAGUGUACGUGUCAGACAUCGCUGGACGAGUUGCUAGGCAUGUCAACAACCGGACAAACCAGCAGUUUUUCCAGCCACAUGAUGGUCGUCUGUGUGCAAACACAGAAGAGAACAUUCAGGCUGCACUGGAAAAAAGUCUCCAUGUCCAGUUUCUGUGGGUGACCAGUGUUGGCUUGUCCUCAAGAUCAGCCUCCCACGAUCAGAUCCCAAGAUCUGUUAACAGGUUUUCCUCUAUGCACCCCGUGACAGGAACCAGUGCAAGGUUUUCUUUGUACGACAGGUUCCACCAGAAAAAUCAAAGAAGACCAGAGGAAUUACUGAGGAGUCUAAAACUGGUGCCAGAUUUGGCUGCUCUGGUUAAGUCAUCUGCAGCAGAGCAGAUAAACAGAGAACUAUCAUCAAGCAGGUACUCUUUGUGCCAGAUGAAUGAUCAGCAUGACAUGUUUACUCUGCGAUUAUAUUUUCAUCUUCACAACAACAACAUCAACGAAAAAUACACCAACAAAUUGAAGCAACUAGCCAAGCAAGCCUUGCAUGUUGACAUCUCUGGAAAGCUGAGAUUCGGCUCUCAAGUUACAAUCAGAGACCUCAAGAGUAUCUGUCCACAGCAUCUUCUUGAUGCAGAAAUUGCACCAAAGCCAAGACUGCCUUGGCUUACUGAUGAUGUUGUCAACAGUCGAGUGGUUCAGAUUGCCUCACAGGGGCCAAAUACUGUUGCUCUGUCAACAAACACGUUCAUGAUAUGGCACAGGGAAUGGCAAGCCAACCGAAACAUUCCGGAUGAAGAAAUUGCACCUCUAGAAAACACUGAGAAAGUGCUGUGGCCACGAAUUGUUGGGGGCACUGUUGGUCCAGAAUGGGGAAAUCACUAUAUCCUUUGGGUUUUUGAUAUCCCUGGAAAAGAGCUUCGGGUUUAUGACUCCACAAGCUCUAAUUUCACAAUUGAAAGUGAUGACAUGGACAUGCUAAGAAACAUAUUUCGACACCAUGAUUCACUGAAUGGGUGGAAAGUGUCAUCUGCACAGACAUGGAAACAAAAUGACAGCGUCAAUUGCGGUGUGUUCGUUUGCACAAUGGCUGAGUUGGACAUGAGGGCUGCCAAAAUUGGAGAAGAAACUCUCCAUUAUGGACAGCUUUGCCAUUUACUUCUGUACCAUGCCUCAUGCCUGGUUAGGAAUCUGGCUUCUGAGGACUUCCCAUCAUGUGUAGAGACAAAAGAUGACCAAGGUCCUACAGCACAUUGCAUUGCUCGAGACAUCUGUGCUUGCAUUUUUCAGAAGUCAGGGAAAAGAGCCAUGCAUUCCCACAUUAAAAGAGUGGAGUGGAUCCAGUGUGAUUACUGUGAUGGUUGGUUACACAGUGACUGUGCAGGUGUUGAUGUAUCUGCACUGGACAAGGAUGCUCCAUUUAGCUGUGGAUGCCAUCUCCCUGUGCCUUACCCAUAUGAAAGUACACAUGAAGCAUUGCGGACGGGCCUGGUUGCAGACUUGAUUGAAGACCGGGAGAUUCUGAAACUGCAAGAUGACCUUUUAGCUGGUACUGUGAGGUCACAUCGACUGUUCCUUUACAACAACCCUACUUUCAGUCUCAAAAUGAAAGCUAUGAAUGAACGACGGUUCUGCGUUUUCGGCGAAAAACAGGUCACAAUUCUAAUCUUAAAGAAGCUAGAGGGGUUCAGUCGAUACCAGGCGGAAAUGACCUUUGCCCGUGAUUGGGGUCUCUGCAAGGUCGUGGAUGACAAAGAUGACAAAGUUUCAUUAUACUGAAAUGACCAAUGUCGAUUUGAAUGAAUCACAUUUGUAAAUAUGUAAAUAUGUAAAUUUGUUAAUAAAUUUAUUGAAGUACAA